This is a messenger RNA of Sardina pilchardus (European sardine), 6111 nucleotides long. RefSeq names its product crystallin beta-gamma domain containing 2 (gene crybg2). The transcript has 20 exons. The record is from RefSeq and is a predicted model, not a curated record. Bases 176 to 5791 code for a protein of 1871 amino acids. NCBI's taxonomy places the organism in Eukaryota, Metazoa, Chordata, Actinopteri, Clupeiformes, Clupeidae.
GACUUCAUUUGGUUCAUUGUCAACUGAAAAAUGUGUUGGGAGUUUUGACAAGUCAACUGGAGUUGUUGAACACCUUGCAACACCAGCAUUGGAAGAGGUAACAGGUUUUGUUGUCAUAAAGGAACUACUGAGUACAGAAGCUCCAUUACAUGGCAAAACCUUAUUUGAAGAGAGUAUGGAGGCGUCGACUGACAUAUGCAAUGUUGAUAAUACACUGGUGGGGAUUCAGGAUGCUGUCACUGGCCAAAAAGCAGUGCUUGCGGAUGGAGCCAUAGCAGAUGCUGCACAACAAAGCAAGACGGAAUUAGCUUCUUUGACAGAUCUGAUAGCUAUAGAAUGUCAUGUACCUAGUAUUCCGAGGAACAGCUUUGUGGGAGAGAAAAUAAGUCAUGUUGCAAAUCCACUGAUGAGUGACAAAGGAGAAGGCGUUGAUGGAGAUCAGAAUGUGGUAAUCACCGACAUUCCUCAGUGUCUAAACAUGGAGCCAGACAUUGUCUGUUCUGAACCUGCAGCAGUUGAUGCCCCCAGAGUCGUCCCUCAGAGUUUUGACGAAAACCAACAUAGACAAACAGAAGAUGCAUUCAGUGGUGUUAUGGACAAAAGGAUCGAGGUCAGGUCAGGGGAAGCCACUAUGGUCAGCCAAGUGGAGGUGAGUAAAUCUAUUGUGCCAGUGCAGCAGAGAGGUGUUGACCCGAAGGAAAUCCCUGAAGAAAUGUGUAACAAUAAUUGCUCAAUGGAUAGAGAGAGCCAUACACAACAGGGGGUUGUCUCACAAACAAUUGGGGAGAUGAAGCAAGAGGAGGUGGAAGCAGGGAGGCCUGUGCACAGCUCUCUCGUUCUUCCAUGGGAACCAGCCACACCGGUUGGUCAGGUGUGCGAGGCACCGGAAUGUGACCCGGCCCCUCCUUCCCAGGAACUCGCAAAGGAGAGGGUGUGGGGAGCGUCACUCAACAGCUGCUGCCUGGCAACGUUCCCUGACUCUGGGACAAAGCCCCUCCCCCAAGCCCGGGGUAAGAUAACAGAAAAUGAGUGCAGCGUGGGGGCAGAAUCCACCAAUAACCUGCCCGAGACCCACCCCAGUCCCGCACACCUCACCAGCCGCGCAGCAGACGCUGGCCAAACGCCCCCAGCACACACGCGGCUCCCGGACGCCGAAAAACAAACACACAGACACAUGGAGGCAGAAACGCACAUGCAGCAAGCAGGCGCACAAGAAACACCCACCGCCGCUGCCAGUAGUGCAGACACACUACCUUCCACAGGAACAAUAGGGCAGGGCAACCCAGAACAGCCCACACAGUGGCAGAGUGAACCACCCAGCACUACACUCCGGCACGCUGCCAUCACUACAGAAGCUACACGCGUGGCACUCCUCACAACUGACCCUGGGCCAGAGGCUGCUGUCCCCUGCAUGGAGGAGCCUGGAAGCCGUGCAUUCUCAGACGGGCUGGCGAGCGCAACUCCUUCACACUUGACAGGCACUGGACUCCCAAAGCAACACAGGCCUGUAAUAAUAGUGCAGCGUGCAGCAGGUCCAGCUGAAUACCAGACAUCUGCAGACGCAACAGACGUCUCCACCAUGGAAGUGUCCAAAGCCACAUUCUCCUUCAGCUCCCUCUCUACCCCCGAAACCAAACACUCCUCCACGUCGCAAGUCCCCAGCUCGUACAGCUUCAGCUCUUCAUCUAUACCCGAAGGAGAUGGCAAACAGUGCCACAAAGUUUCCAUCGCCGGCAUCCCGGAGGCCGAAGAGCGCACCGUACGCUACUUCGAACCAAGCUCCCCGACCAUGCCAGACCACCAGGCCUCGGACCGCUGGAAGGCACGCUACGGUUACCAGUACCGUCCGAACGCAGGAACCAGAGCUUUCCCUCUCGCCGGGACCCUAGAUUACCAUCAUCAAGGAGACUCUUCGUCCAUCUACUCCCCCUACUCCUCCUCCACUGUCACUGACUUCCACUCCCCCUACUCCUCCUCCACUGUCGCUGCUCUCCCUCUGGAGCCGGCCCGUUACACCCCACACAGGUUCGCCUCCGAGGGGAGGGAGCAACCUGAGAAGCAGCCAACCUCCCCCGCUCUGCCCAGUUCCCCCGGCAACCAGAGGAGCUGGCUGAGCGACAGCGCCGAAGCCCAGCCCAGCGAGCCAGGUGGGAGGAGCUGGGCGGGGCCUGCGUCGACACCUGCAGGGGAGAGCGGCGCAGAGGGAGCGAGAGAGUCAGAGAGUGUGCUGGAGCGCCGAGGAGAGCGAGCGUUCUAUUCAGGCUCCGACGUGCCUCUGUUCACAGACCACACCACCACCACCACCACCACCUACACCAACAGCAACAGCAGCAGCAGCAGCAGCGUUGGUCCUGCCUCUCCGACCGUGCAACCGGACGACUACAGCGGCGUGUUCAAGGCCACGCGUGUGGAGAUCAUACCCUCCUCCUCCCCCACCUCCUCCUCCUUCUCCUCCUCCUCUCCCCCUUCCCUCUCCUCCUCCGGUGGCGCCUCCUCCACCGCCCUCAGUACAAGCCCUGUCAGUCCUCAGGAGCCAGUCUCCCCGCACCUGGAGACUCUGAAGGACACUCUGAAGGACACUGUGAGGACCAUGGAGAAGACAUCCAGGGUGAGGACCUCUCGCCUCAGCGGCGCGCCCUCCCUGCCCCCCAUCAAGGAGGACAUCCCGGACAGCCCCGCCAAGGAGCCGGCCGCCGCCCCCGCCAACCGACACGCCGCCGACAGCAGCAUGCUCUUCGCGUCCAGCAUGAACGGCAACGUGGCGGUCAGCCUGCCGGCCAACCUGGGCCUGAACUGGAACACCACCAAGGACAUGCGCUCGCCGCUGACCCUCAUGAAGCUCCAGCAGCAGCAGGUGGGCCUGGGCCUGCCGCUCCGCGCCUCCACGGCCUCCAGCAUCGUCAUGCGCGGCUCCUCCUUCGGCGAGGACGACGCCUCGCAGGUGCACCAGCUCAACCAGCUCAACGGCAACGCCGGCCUGAUGAGCCCCUCCAGGCUGGACAACAGCCUGAUCUUCAGCACCUGCUACCAGCCCCAGCAGCAGGCCUACCAGCCCCAGCAGCAGUCCUACCAGUCCCAGCAGCAGCAGGCCUACCAGUCCCAGCAGCAGCAGGCCUUCCAGGCCCAGCAGCAGGCCUUCCAGUCCAUGGAGAACGGGCUGCACGCCCAGCGGUCGCUCUUCCGCACGGGCUCGCUCCCUGAGACGGGCAGCAUGGGGGGCCACGAGCGCAUCAGCUCGGCUCCGCUGGGCCUGGGCGGCCUGCAGGCCAACCACAACCUCAAUGCGUCGUCGCGCAUCGAGCGCCUGUCCUUCCUGGCCUCGCCCGCCGGCUCCGCCGUCCUGGACGGCUACGCCGACCGCAUGAGCAUGCCGUCGCAGCAGCUCAACCCCAUGGCCGACAUGAGCAUCGGCCUGGGCCAGGCCAGCCAGCAGGUCAACCCGCUGGACAGCAGACAUCACCUCCAGCGCAGCUACAGCACGGACAGCGCGCUGGGCUCCUCGUUAGGGUCGCCCCUCUUCAACGACAUCAGCAACGGCAGAGGUCAGCAGGCUCACCAGCCGGAGCCUGAGCCUCCCAAGCAGCCGGCCCCCAAAUACAGAGCCUUCCCUGAUGCCUAUCUCACCAAGGAGAAGGAACAUGGCAAGCUCAACCCAAGGCCUGGGAAGCUGAUCAUAUUUGACAAACCAGGCAUGAAGGGUCAAAGGAUUGAGGUGCGCGGGGAUGUUGUGGAUGCCACAGAAUGGGAGUUCCCAGAGAGCAUUUCCAUAAGAAUAAUCAGAGGAGGAUGGGUUUUAUAUGAGAAGCCCAGCUUUAAAGGGGAGAAGAUCGCCCUUGAUGAAGGGGACAUCGAGACUCUGACUAACCCCUUCGACACUCCAGACGAGGCCCACAAACAGAAUGGACAGACACAGACAGAGAAUGGGGAGGCCAACCAAAAUCCAGAGCCCAAGAAGUUUGUGAUUGGAUCCAUCCGCAGAGCAGUCAGGGACUACAGCGUUCCAGAAAUCAGUCUGUUCCCAGAGGAGAAUGCCGAAGGGAAAAAGGUGGUUUUCCGAGACACGUCAGAAGACGCCCGCAUCUUUGGUUUUGCCAUCAAAGCUAACUCGAUCAUCAUCAAUGCUGGCCUCUGGCUGGUCUAUGCUGAGCCUUUCUUCCAGGGGAUCCCCCGAGUCCUGGAGGUGGGGGGCUUCACCAAUCCUGCCGCCUGGGGCGUCACACAGCCCUACGUGGGCUCCCUGCACCCCCUCAAAAUUGGAGAGCCUAGAGUGGAGAAACCAAAUGAACCGAAGCUGGUUCUCUAUGAUAAGCCCUAUUUCACUGGGCGGUCUCGCGAGCUCUACUCCUCAAUGAGAGACUUCAUGACACGGAUAGACCGGCAGCAGACUGCCUUCAUGUACAACGCUGGCUCCAUCAAAGUCACUGGUGGCUGCUGGGUGGGUUAUGAGAAGGAAGGGUUCCGUGGGAAGCAGUACCUGCUGGAGGAGGGCGAGUACCAGGACUGGCGCGUGUGGGGCGGAUGUGACGCCGAGCUGCGCUCUGUCAGAGUCAUUCGAGCUGACCUGACUGACCCGGCCCUGGUGAUGUAUGAGUUACCAGACGAGCAGCUGGAGGAGCCGCAGGAGGAGCGCACCUUCGAGGUGACGGAGGCCAUCCCGGACGUGGAGCUGUUCGGCUUCCGCACCACCACCCGCUCCAUCCAAGUCCUCGCUGGAGCGUGGGUAGCCUACUCCCAUGUGGACUUCUCAGGGAACCAGUAUAUCCUGGAGAAGGGCUUCUACAACAACUGUGCUGACUGGGGUUCAGCCGAUAACCGCAUCUGUUCCCUGCAGCCCAUUCUAAUGGCUCCAUCGGACGGGCCAGGAUACAGAAACGAGGUUAUGCUGUACUCAGACGUAGACUUCCAAGGCAACAGUAAGCUGUGCAGUAAAAAUGAAGAGACUCUGCCCGACAGCUUCAUCGCCAAGUCCUGCAGAGUUGUGGGCAGCAGUUGGGCCGUGUAUGAAGGCCGUAACUACACUGGACAGCUCUACACAGUGUCUGAGGGAGAUUACCCCAACUUAAACAGCAUGGGAUGCCCCCCACACUGCAUCAUACGCUCCGUUAAGGCUGUGCCGGUGAUGUUUGCCGUUCCUUCUAUCUCUCUCUUUGGCCUUGAGUGCUUUGAAGGCCGGGAGAUAACAGUGGAUACAGAGGUGCUUAACCUGCUGGAGGAAGGUUUCAACAACCAUGUAUUGUCAGUCAAGGUUAACAAUGGAUGCUGGGUGGUGUGUGAGCACAGUAACUACAGGGGGCGCCAGUUCCUUCUGGAACCCAUUGAAGUCACCAGCUGGCAAAAAUUCAGCGAACUCACCAGCAUCGGCUCCAUGUACCCCAUCCGUGAGAAGCGGAGGUACUUCCGGGUGAAGAACAAGGAACGUGGCCACUACCUCUCCAUCCAGGGGGCGGGGGAGGACAUGAAGACUGGCCGUGUGGUGGUGAUGGAGGAGGUGGAGCCCAUGACGGACGUCUGGUACUACCAUGAUGGACUCAUCAAGAAUAAGUUGUCCCCUACCACGAGCCUGCAGGUGAUGGGAUCGGUGGAGCCGGGAGCGAAGGUGGUCCUGUGGAACGAGACCCGCACACCGAUCCAGAUCUGGUCCAUCAGCCUCAACGGAACAAUCGUUAGCACCACCUUCCCUGGCAUGGUGCUGGAUAUCAAAUGUGGGAAAGCUUAUGACCGGGACCAUGUGGUGAUCAGGGAAGAGAGUGAUGAACAGCCAUGCCAACACUGGGAGCUGGAGCUGUUGUAAUGCCCCCCCCUUCCUCCUCCUCCCCCCAACACACACCUCUUUAAAAACGCCCCCCUCCACCCUCACCACCGCCCCCUACCCCCCCCUCAUUCUGCCCCGCUGAGCCAGGCUCCCUGCCAGUCCACUGAUCUCUAUACUGCCCUGAUGCUGGUCAGUCCACUGAUCUCUAUACUGCCCUGAUGCUGGUCAGUCCAGGCUCACGUCUCCCCCUGCGUCUACCGUAACACUGUGAGUCAAGGAGCUGUUGGCAUAUCAUGGGACUUCCUUUGCCAGAGUUAACCGUGGAGUUUACUUUGUACUGUGUAACCGCCCCCCCCCCC